AUGGCUUCUUUUCAGGAAUGGACGGUGAAGGAGCCUUACCUUCACCUGCACAGUGGUCUGGGUGAGGGUCCCUAUUACGAGAAGCAGACAAACACACUGCGUUGGGUGGACAUUAAGCAGAAGAAGCUGCACAGCAUUGACAUUGACGUUGGGCCCGACUCAUUAAAGACUCUUCAGCUUGAUGUGGCCGUCACCGUGACAGCUGACAUCGAGGGCGUUGACCCAAAGGACAAGAUUCUCGUUGGUCUCAAGUACGGUCUUGCGGUGCUAGACCGCGCUUCUGGCAAAUAUGAGUACAUUGACAAGCUGCGCAUCGCCAACCCCGAACGUAUUCGCACAAAUGACGGCGCCAUUGAUCCCAACGGACGUUUCUGGGUCGGGAGCAUGACAGAUUUCGGAUUUGGUGAUUUUCAACCAGAAGGGGCUCUUCACCGCUUCGACGGCAAAGAAAAGCAGGAAGUGGUGAUCGAGGGCCUCACGAUCCCCAACUCAAUCGGCUGGUCGCCGGAUGCCAAGACCAUGUACUACACGCAUUCUACAGAGGGCACCGUGUACGCCUGGGAUUAUGACGUGGCUGACGGCAGCUACACCAACCACCGUGUUUUCUACAAGCACCCCACGCCUGGCCACCCGGACGGCUUCCGCGUCGACACGGACGGCAACCUCUGGCACGCCGUGUACGGUGAGGGCCACGUCCUCAAGAUCUCGCCCGAGGGCAAGGUCGUUGGCGAGAUCAAGCUCCCGACGCCCAACAUUACCUGCACGCAGUUUGUGGGUACAGAGCUCUACUGCACGAGCGCCAGCAUGGACGAGGGCGACGAGGGCACCGAAGAGCAGAGGAAGUUCGGUGGUGCUUUGUUCAAGGUCGACGUCGGCGCCAGGGGCCUGGACUUUUACGAGUUUAAGCUCUAG
Molecule: messenger RNA, 912 nt
Organism: Verticillium alfalfae VaMs.102
Lineage: Eukaryota; Fungi; Ascomycota; Sordariomycetes; Glomerellales; Plectosphaerellaceae
Product: regucalcin
Exons: 2
Coding region: 1-912 (303 amino acids)
Biological process (GO): L-ascorbic acid biosynthetic process
Molecular function (GO): calcium ion binding; gluconolactonase activity
Source: RefSeq, a predicted model, not a curated record